AUGUCGUUAUGUUGUCACGCAAAUCAUGAUCCAUCAUGUCCUGAUGUUCCUGUCCCACCAGAAAUAUUUUCCAAUGUCUUGCAAGAUACAACUAAAUGUAAAACAAAAAAAGGAAAAAAAAAGAAACGUGUCGCUCCGUUAGCCAUUAAUCGUCGAACGAAUUCAAGUGAAAGCGAUGAAGAAGAUAAUGGCAUUCCUUCACCACCACCUGUUAAUAACUGUUAUUUAGCCAAAUGUCCGUGUGAAACACACUUACAUAAACAAUUAGUUGAACGAAAUUAUCAAUUGUCUGUAGAAAAAUUAUUUGAUCUCAUAUUUGGAGAUAAUGAAUUUGUACGAACAUAUCGUAGUGCACAAAGAAUAUACGAUGAUCAUGCAACAGAAUGGACCAUAAAUCCCCAAUCACAGAAUCGUGAACGUGUGGUAACAUCCAAAAUACCAUUUGUAUCUGUAUUAGGAAAUAGUACAAUAUCAAGUACAGAAAAACAAGUCAUACGAAAUGAGAAGAAAUAUUCGUACUAUAUCGUGGAUAAUGAUAUAUAUAAUACGGGAGUCAAAUUUGGUGAUACAUUUUAUGUGGCAUUACGCUAUUGUCUAGUGCAAACAGCUGUUAAUCAUUCAAAUUUAAGAAUAACAGCUGAAGUUCGAUAUCUUAAAACUGUUAUUGGCUUUAUGAAAAAUCUCAUUGAAAAAAAUGCCAUUGCUGCAAUACAAGUUUCACUCCAAGAUUUAAGUAUAAUAGACUCAAUUUAG
Didymodactylos carnosus is the source of this 753-nucleotide messenger RNA. NCBI's taxonomy places the organism in Eukaryota, Metazoa, Rotifera, Eurotatoria, Philodinida, Philodinidae. The record is from the annotation of a GenBank genome assembly.